Messenger RNA from Heteronotia binoei (common prickly gecko), 2219 nucleotides. It is a transcript of the gene PMVK, whose product is annotated as phosphomevalonate kinase. Gene Ontology annotation, cellular component: cytoplasm. The record is from RefSeq and is a predicted model, not a curated record. The transcript has 5 exons. Gene Ontology annotation, molecular function: phosphomevalonate kinase activity. NCBI's taxonomy places the organism in Eukaryota, Metazoa, Chordata, Lepidosauria, Squamata, Gekkonidae. The coding region runs from base 38 to 625 and encodes 195 amino acids. Gene Ontology annotation, biological process: cholesterol biosynthetic process; isopentenyl diphosphate biosynthetic process, mevalonate pathway.
AGUUACGAAGUCGGUGCGGAUCGGGGCUUCCGGGAUCAUGACGCCCAUUCCGCGGCUCAUCUUGCUCUUUAGCGGGAAGAGGAAAUCGGGAAAGGACUUCGUGGCGGAGGAGCUGCAGAGCCGGCUGGGUCCAGAUGUUUGUACCAUCCUGCGGUUGUCAGGACCCCUGAAAGAGCAGUAUGCAAAGGAGCACAGCCUGGAUUUCGAGCGCCUCUUGGACGCCAGCAAUUACAAGGAGACGUAUCGGGAGGAUAUGAUCCGCUGGGGCGAGGAGAAGCGCCAGACUGAUCCUGGUUUCUUCUGCCGCAUCGUGGUGGAGGGCGUUGUGCAGCCUGUCUGGGUAGUGAGCGACACGCGGCGUCUUUCAGAUGUGGAGUGGUUCCGAGAUGUCUAUGGGGACGCGGUGAAGGUGGUGCGCAUCGUCGCCACGGAGGAGACCCGGAAGAGACGAGAUUGGGUGUUUGUGGCAGGGAUCGACGACGCCGAGUCAGAAUGCGGCCUGGACCAAGGCGUGGCCUUCGACUGGAUCGUCACCAACGACGGAGACCAGCUUUCCUUGGAGGCUCAGUUGGAGGAGCUGCUCCAGUUCGUCCAAGGCGCCCUCCAGCCGCCUCUGAACGUCUAGAAGGUCUCUUCCCCCUCCCUCCCAACCCGUCCUUUGAGUUCCGGACUGGAACUUGGCUGUAGCACCAAAGAGAGAAAGAGAACCUGGAACAUGGCGUGACCACUGACCGUUGAAGCCCAUUCCAGGGCUGAGGGAAUCCACUUCCCCGUUUUGCAAGUCCGUUCCGAGGCGUGCCAUAAUCCAGCGCCGGUUCUUCCUGCAACCCAUUCCGAACAGGGUGUGCGUAACCCAUCCUGUCUUAGCUGCUUCCUUGCAGACAUCUUUUGAGGGGCCAUUUUGGAGGCGCUGGGUCCAGUUUUGGAGGACUGGUGUCGCUUCUCUGUUUGUCUCUGCUUCCCUCGCCAUGGUUUUAAAAAUUGCUGCUUUCAGCCACCAGAGGGCAGGACGCACUCAGUUUAGCAUUUUUUUUUGCCGUUCUUCACCCGUUAACCUUCCUGCCUAAUUCUCUCUCGGCUUGCUGCGAAACUUCCUCACCCAGAUGUUUUGGGAUCGCCCUGCCAGAGAGGUGGGAAAUGCACACUGUUGGGGUGGGGGGAGAUCAUGUUAGAUCUUCUCCCUCGUUCUCGUCGCUUCCAGAUUUAAGCUGAUUCUUUUUUUUUUCUUAAACAGGAAUGUUCCAAUGCGACUUGGCUUCUUUUUUUAAUCCUCGCCCACUUUUUUCUCUGGGUGGGAACAAAAAAAACAAACAAACGCUGUGCCUUAACUGCAGAGAGCUGCCCGUUCACCAGCCUACCCUCUUCCGCUCUUUGCCUGCCUGCCCUUGCCGAAUCCUUCUUUCCUGCCGGAGCGUGCCAGCUCCCCCCCCCAGAACAGCUGUGUGAUGGAGAGAUGUUCAACAGCUGCUGAGAACAGUGCGGGCGGGUGCGUCGAGGCUGCACCUGUUGGGUUUCUUGCUGUUUUAGCAACCCUGGGAAAGGCUUUCAGGAUUGUAGGUUUUGCAGUUAGCAAAGGGCGUGCCGGUUGGGAAAGGAGGUGACUGCCCGUAAAGAAACACAUUGCUUAUGGAGAGGUUCUGAGAUCAGUUGUCAGCGGGGGAGACCUUUGGCAUUAGAGGAUAACAUGGAGAGCAGGGUUCCUUGCAUCGGGGUGGCAAAAGCUCGCUCGGUGUCACCCUAAGAAAAUAAAAACCCGCUCUCCUCCUGUGAUUGUAGCUCUUCUCCUGACUGAGCCCCCAACAUGAUUUUGCCCAGGGCUUUUUUUGUAGCAGGAACUCCUUUGCAUAUUAGGCCACACCUCCCUGAUGCAGCCAAUCCUCCCAAGCGCUUACAGGACUUUUUGUACAGGGCCCUGGAGGAUUGGCUACAUCAGGUGCGUGGCCUAAUAUGGAACUCCUUUGCAUAUUAGGCCACACACACCCUGAUGCAGCCAAUCCUCCAAGAGCUGACAGGGCUCUUAGUACAGGGCCUCCUGUAAGUUCCAGGAGGAUUGGCUGCAUCAGAGGGCGUGGCCUAACAUGCAAAGGAGUUCCUGCUACAAAAAAAGCCCUGAUUUUGCUCCCCAUGACUGCAUAACCUCUGGUUAACACUUCCUGAUGCUGAUCUGAAUUCUCAUUUCUGGAGACUGUUGGGUUAACAAUAAAGCUUUGAAUUGGUUA